Phaeoacremonium minimum UCRPA7 is the source of this 381-nucleotide messenger RNA. RefSeq lists its product as hypothetical. NCBI's taxonomy places the organism in Eukaryota, Fungi, Ascomycota, Sordariomycetes, Togniniales, Togniniaceae. Bases 1 to 381 code for a protein of 126 amino acids. The transcript has 3 exons. The record is from RefSeq and is a predicted model, not a curated record.
AUGAACACUGCUAGGCUGGGGUUCCCUCUGUCCGGUGGCGCCGCAUACGUCUUCGCCAAGAGGAGCAUCAACGCCGACCGUCAGUCCCGCCUUGAGCAGCAGCGCAAGAAGAAGGACAUGAUGGAGUCCAUGGAAUACGGCUCCAAUGUCCCCUCCCGCCCCCUCUCUUCCUCUGCAAUGGGCGGCUCUGCGAUGACCGGCAACGGUAACAACGGAAGCCCGGCGCGAACCGACACAGCAGGAUCGCCGAGUCAAGAGUCGAGCGCCGACCCCGCGCCAACGAGACAUGCGCCGACUACGGAGGGACAACGAGUGUUUGAGAAGAGUAAAUACGAGAGUACCGCGCCAUUCAGAAGUCCCAAGGGCGAUCGGUUCUCAUAA